UUAAGAAAUUAUCUAAAGUCUAAUUUAAUCGUUAAAUAUUUUUUAUAGCUCAGAAUGCUAUUAAAAAACAAUAUUUUACAAUUAAUGGUCACAAUCAUACUAUUCAAACUGCUUAUAUAACUGAAGAUUGGAUGGCUCAAAACACUGUUCUUUUAAAUGAUGUUAUCAUGAUGACAGGUGUACAUUCAAGAUAUAACGAAGUUGAUGUUUUAUCAAAAUUGCCAAAGACUAUUACAAAACAUAUUCAAAAAAUUUAUUUAUAUAAAGAGAAAAGUCUAGCUGUUGUAACAGUUUUGAACAAAGAAGCUCAAGACAAAGUUCUUCAAUUUGAACAUAAUAUAACAAUAGAUGGAAAAGCAAUUAAAUUAAGUGCCGCAAACCUUGUUGUGCAGUUUCCCACAGGAAAUGAAGACAUAUCAUCUAGUAGAUUUGCAGAUAAUGAGGAGUUGCGUUAUUCUCUGAGAUCUCUGGAAAAACAUGCACCAUGGAUUCAUCAUGUUUAUAUAGUUACAAAUGGACAGAUUCCCCAUUGGUUAAAUCUUGAUAAUCCUAGAAUAUCUAUUAUCACACAUGAGGUAUGUUUUUAUAAAAGUAAUAAUAACACAGGUCAACAAAAAAAAAAAUUUUUUUUGGUGCCUAGGAUUUUAGAACUGAUUUUAGCUAUAUUUGGGUCGCUGAAUCCAAAUAUGAAAUCAAUUUUUCUCUAUCAGCUCUACUUUUUUAGUAUUAGGUCUGUAAAACUUGUACAGAACAUUUACGACAGUGGACUAAUGGGAAAAGAAAAAGUCUGAAAUUUGGCGUACCAAUGGUUUGGAGAGAACCCAAAAAUCACUUUAAUGACUGUUAUUUCUGUCUAGUAAAUAUUAAUGGAAUCAAUCGUAACAACUGUAGCAAGUGGACUUAUCCUGAUUUAGUCUCUGCAAGACGCCCGGUCCCUCACUCACAGGAAGUGCCAGUUCCAUCAUUUCACCAGCUACCAGAGCUCUGUGAGGACGAGUAUCCCUCUGAUCCUAAUGAAGGUGACUGUGAUUACGAGAGAAUGUCAUCAAUUCCUCAAUGUUUCAACCAGGAUGAGUUAAAUGACCUCACCAGAGAUCUUAACCUGCCAAAAGAAGCUUCUGAAUUAUUGGCUUCUGGGUUGAAGGAGAAAAAUUUACUGGAGCAAGGAACCAAAAUUACCUUUUACCGUACAAGAGAAAAGGAUCUGCUACCCUUCUUCUCUCAAGAAGAUAAUUUUGUGUUUUGUCACGAAAUUAGAGGACUCUUGGAAAAAAUGGGCCUUCUUGAAUAUUUUUCAGAUGAUUGGCACCUAUUUAUUGACAUCUCAAAACGAAGAUUGAAAUGUGUCCUUCUACACA
Centruroides sculpturatus (bark scorpion) is the source of this 1358-nucleotide messenger RNA. Its product is annotated as N-acetylglucosamine-1-phosphotransferase subunits alpha/beta-like. The transcript has 4 exons. Bases 132 to 791 code for a protein of 219 amino acids. Gene Ontology annotation, cellular component: Golgi apparatus. Gene Ontology annotation, molecular function: UDP-N-acetylglucosamine-lysosomal-enzyme N-acetylglucosaminephosphotransferase activity. Gene Ontology annotation, biological process: carbohydrate phosphorylation; N-glycan processing to lysosome. NCBI's taxonomy places the organism in Eukaryota, Metazoa, Arthropoda, Arachnida, Scorpiones, Buthidae. The record is from RefSeq and is a predicted model, not a curated record.